Colletotrichum fioriniae is the source of this 480-nucleotide messenger RNA. The record is from RefSeq and is a predicted model, not a curated record. Lineage: Eukaryota; Fungi; Ascomycota; Sordariomycetes; Glomerellales; Glomerellaceae.
AUGGCAGCAGCAAAUCCCACCAACGUUAUUCGGAGAGUAGAUGGAAAGUCGGUGCAGCUUGCGCUAUGGGAUACCGCCGGACAGGAAGACUACGAGCGGCUACGUCCCCUGGCCUACUCCAAGGCUCACGUCAUCCUGGUCGGCUUCUCCAUCGACACGCCCGAUUCACUCGACAACGUCAAGCACAAGUGGGUGGAAGAGGUUACUCGACUCUGCGAAGGCGUCCCCAUCAUCCUCGUCGGAUUGAAGAAGGAUCUCCGCGAGGAUCCCGUAGCGAUUGAGGAAAUGCGAAAGAAGUCGAUGCGCUUUGUCACACACCAAGAGGGCGAUGCCGCCGCCAAGGAAAUUGGAGCCCGGAAAUACCUCGAAUGCUCCAGUUUGAGCGGCGAGGGCGUCGACGAUGUCUUCGAGGCCGCCACUCGCGCCGCCUUGUUGACCUUUGAGAAGGGCGAGGGAGGCGGCUGCUGCGUCAUUCUGUGA